This is a messenger RNA of Zychaea mexicana, 838 nucleotides long. RefSeq names its product ADP-ribosylation factor-like protein 8B. Gene Ontology annotation, biological process: protein transport. The transcript has 5 exons. Bases 236 to 793 code for a protein of 185 amino acids. The record is from RefSeq and is a predicted model, not a curated record. Gene Ontology annotation, molecular function: GTP binding; GTPase activity. Lineage: Eukaryota; Fungi; Mucoromycota; Mucoromycetes; Mucorales; Lichtheimiaceae. Gene Ontology annotation, cellular component: lysosomal membrane.
GCUUUCUGUGCGCUUUUGGCUGUGACGUAUCUGAAUGCGUGCUCUAUCUCUGUGUGUGUGUGUGUGUGUCUGUAGUGCGGGAGGUACUUCUCGACCAAAAAAAAAAGUCUAGUCGGACAACCAGCGAGUCUCCCUUUCUCCUCUUUUCGAAAUCUUUCAAGACAAAACCCAUUUUAAAUAACUCUUUAUCCAUCGUCAGAGGGUCAAUUCUACUCUCGCUCAUAUAUUUGCACAGAUGGCACACAUUUUACAAUCGAUUCUGGAUUGGCUCCGGAGCCUUUUUUUCAAGACUGAAAUGGAGCUGACGCUUGUUGGUCUCCAAAACAGCGGCAAGACAACACUCGUCAACGUGAUAGCGUCUGGACAGUUCAUCGAAGAUUCUAUUCCGACCGUCGGGUUUAACAUGCGUAAAGUGACCAAAGGCAACGUAACAAUGAAGCUUUGGGAUAUCGGCGGUCAGCCCCGUUAUAGAAGCAUGUGGGAGCGAUACUGUCGAGGUGUUAAUGCAAUAGUAUUCGUGGUGGAUGCAGCAGAUCACGACAAGAUUCCAGCAGCACAUACCGAAUUGAAGAAUCUGUUGGAUAGACCGCCAUUGGCAAAUAUUCCGGUACUCGUACUUGGAAACAAGAACGAUUUACCCGGUGCGUUGACCGUGACAGAGCUUAUUGACCAGUUGCAAUUGAAAUCUAUCACCAAUCGCGAAGUGUCAUGCUACUCCAUCUCAGCCAAAAACCAAGUCAACAUUGAUGUGACGCUCCAGUGGCUGAUAAAAAAGGGCAAGGGCCAGAAAUAAUGAGACUCUCUAACAUCCAGCAACACCGAUCCAACGAACACACAC